Phialemonium atrogriseum is the source of this 240-nucleotide messenger RNA. RefSeq lists its product as uncharacterized. The transcript has a single exon. Lineage: Eukaryota; Fungi; Ascomycota; Sordariomycetes; Cephalothecales; Cephalothecaceae. The coding region runs from base 1 to 240 and encodes 79 amino acids. The record is from RefSeq and is a predicted model, not a curated record.
AUGACAGACUCACUCGCCGCCGCACGGUAUGCAGCAAUGCGGUGGAACUGCCUGUCCGAAAGCCACGCAGACGAAUUGCUCGACCACCUCGACCUACAAAUAACAACACCCCUCGUCGACCUCGGCUGCGGAUGGGGCGAGUUGCUCCUCCGCGCAGCCACGCGCACAAACUGCAAAGCCACGGGCGUCGACACCGCGCCCUCAGCAGAGGACGCCAAGCGGCGACGGACCGCGGCCUAG